AUGGCGCAGAGGGCGCUGGAGCUGACCCUGAUAUCGGGCAAGGACCUCAAGGACGUGAACCUCUUCUCGGCCAUGGAGGUCUACGCCGUCGUCUCGCUCUCCGGCGACCCGCGCUCCCGCCAGCGCGUCGCCACCGACCGCUCCGGCGGCCGUAACCCGACCUGGAACGCGACUGUCAGGUUCACCGUGCCGGCCAACGCCGCGGGGUCCGUCCACGUGCUGCUCCGCGCCGAGCGCGCCCUCGGCGACCGCGACGUCGGCGAGGUCCACAUCCCGCUGUCUGAGUUGCUCUCUGGCGCCCCUGAUGGCCCUGUGCCCGUCAAGUUCGUCGCCUACCAGGUCCGCAAGAUCGGGUCCGGGAAGCCCCAGGGGGUCCUCAACUUCUCGUACAAGCUUGGUGAGGUCACCCAGGGCCAGGCCGGUGGCGCUUACGGUGGUGCGCAGGCCGCGUACGCGCAGCCUCCCCCGGCCGCCGCCUACCCUCCGCAGGGCGCGUAUCCUCCGGCCGGCAAGGCCGACGCCUACGGGGCUCCAUCCGCCUACCCGCCGCCAGGUAACGCGUACCCGCCUCAGUCCGCGUACCCACAGGCGGCGAAGGCCGACGGGGCAGCAACCGCUGGUGCCUACCCACCUCCCUCCGGCUACCCACCUGCCGGAAAGACAGGCGAGCCAUCCACCGCCUACCCCGCACCAGCCGGUUACCCACCCGCUGGUCCGUCAGGAAAGCCGGCGAAGGCAAGCGAGCCAGUGACGGCCUACCCAGCAGCCGCCGCGGGACCCAGCACCGGAGCUCCCUACGGCGCCCCGCCCCCGCAGUACGGCUACGGGUACCCACCGCAGCAGCCUGCCGGGUACGGCUACCCGCCCCCGCCUCCACAAGGAGGGUACGGCGGCUACGGCUACCCGCCGCAGCAGCCCGCCGGAUACGGCUACCAGCAGCAGGCCGUGAAGCCGCCGAAGAAGAGCGGCAUGGGGAUGGGCCUGGGCGCGGGGCUCCUCGGAGGCGCGCUCGGCGGGCUCCUCAUCGGCGACAUGAUCUCCGACUCCGCCGGAGGGUAUGACGCCGGCUACGACGCCGGGUUCGACGACGGCGGUGGCUUCGACUUCUAG
This is a messenger RNA of Triticum turgidum subsp. durum (durum wheat), 1110 nucleotides long. The record is from the annotation of a GenBank genome assembly. NCBI's taxonomy places the organism in Eukaryota, Viridiplantae, Streptophyta, Magnoliopsida, Poales, Poaceae.